ACGCGUGGGGAUGGGUCUGCUGGCGGGCGUGGGCUCCCGCGUGAGCAGAGCGGCGCGGCUUCCCAGCUUCGCUUCCCGGACCCUCGCCAUGGCCUCCUGCGUGAAGCUCAACACCGGGGCGGACGUUCCCCUCGUCGGGCUCGGGACGUGGAAGUCCCCUCCCGGGAAGGUGGCGGAGGCGGUGAGGGCGGCCAUCGCGGCGGGCUACCGGCACAUAGACGGCGCCUUCGUCUACCAGAACGAGCCGGAGGUGGGCGACGGCGUGCAGGCCAUGAUCCAGGAGGGCGCGGUCACCCGGGAGGACCUGUUCCUGGUCAGCAAGCUGUGGUGCACUUUUCACGACCGGUCUAUGGUGAAAGCUGCAUGCCAGAAGACCCUGGCUGACCUCAAACUGGACUACCUGGACCUGUACCUGAUUCACUGGCCAAUGGGCUUCAAGGCUGGCGCGGAGCUCAUGCCCCUGGACAGCGACGGGUCGCUCGCGGCGGACGACACCAGCUUCCUGGACACCUGGGAGGCGAUGGAGGAGCUGGUGGACGCCGGGCUGGUCAGAGCCAUCGGGAUCUCCAACUUCAACCGCCAGCAGAUGGAGGCGCUGCUCACCAAGCCAGGCCUCAAAUACAAACCAGCCACCAAUCAGGUUGAGUGCCACCCGUACCUGACCCAGGAGAAGCUCAUCAGCUACUGCGCCUCCAAGGGCAUCCGUGUGACUGCGUACAGCCCCCUGGGCUCCCCGGACCGGCCCUGGGCCGAAGCCGGUGACCCCUCCCUCCUGGAAGACCCCCGAAUCAGAGCCAUCGCUGACAAACACCAGAAGACACCUGCGCAGGUCUUGAUCCGCUUCCACGUCCAGAGGAACGUGAUCGUCAUUCCCAAAUCGGUCACGCCCCAGCGCAUCCGGGAGAAUUUCCAGGUCUUCGACUUUGAGCUGAGCGAGGAGGACAUGACGGCCAUGCUGGCUCUGAACAGAGGCUGGAGAUGCUGUCCGUUCGCCAGCUCUGCGAAGCACAAGGAUUACCCGUUCAACACCGAAUUCUGAGGCCACCGGGCUCUCCGGAAACCCCGCCCAUCCUGGGACCCUCGGUCAGGAUCCCCUGAAGCUUCGUCCUCUAUGCCUUUUCAAACCCUCAAAUAACAGCCAGGAAGUGCGAUGCAGAGUGUGAGUCCGCCUGCGGUGGCACAUUAACGCCAUGUCUACAGCGGUGUCAUAACACACAGCCCCGAUAUACUCCAAGCCUACAUGUUGCAUUAAUGCACUAGCAGAAAAUUAUUUACGAAAAAGUAUGCAAUUUAAACACAGCCCAAGCAGUAUAAUAAAUGUUAUAUUCCGUU
This is a messenger RNA of Anguilla anguilla (European eel), 1332 nucleotides long. RefSeq names its product aldo-keto reductase family 1 member B1-like. The record is from RefSeq and is a predicted model, not a curated record. Lineage: Eukaryota; Metazoa; Chordata; Actinopteri; Anguilliformes; Anguillidae. Gene Ontology annotation, cellular component: cytosol. Bases 11 to 1039 code for a protein of 342 amino acids. The transcript is spliced from 10 exons. Gene Ontology annotation, molecular function: aldose reductase (NADPH) activity.